Molecule: messenger RNA, 1096 nt
Organism: Macrobrachium nipponense
Lineage: Eukaryota; Metazoa; Arthropoda; Malacostraca; Decapoda; Palaemonidae
Exons: 7
Coding region: 137-1096 (319 amino acids)
Source: RefSeq, a predicted model, not a curated record
GUUUAAGAGCUCUAGCUCGGUGGGGUAAAGAGCUCAGUCGAACUGAGUUGGUGUCAACGUUGAAUUGUCUUGCGUGUGUUAUUCUUUCAUUUUUUGAAGAAGAAGAAGACGAGAAAGAGGAAGAAAAGGAAUAGACAUGCAAGAAGGAGUCUUUAAAAGCGAGUGGAAAGAUUAUCCUGUAAGGCCUUACGAAGGAUAUAUUACGGACAGAGCUGCUGAAGGAUAUCCACCCGGUAAAGUCCUCCCUUUGAAAGGAAUGGAAGUCUGGGGGCCAACUUCUGUUGACCCUGCUAAUGAAGGCUUCCAGUUACGUGCGCCUUCACAAGAAAACUACUAUCUAAAAGGACUUCUUCCCCUUGGCUAUAACAAUGAAGUCUCCAUCACACAUUUAGAUGGAGGUACGUAUGCAAUUAAGGACAACAAGGACACCAUCCUCUACUACGCAAGCACGCCAGUUCAUCGAGACUGCUGUGGCUGUGGAGGACGUUACGUGACGGGGUCCAAGUUCCAUGUUUAUACUCCCGAUGACCAGCCUCUGCUCUGGGUAGAGGAAUUCGUGCAGAAAUUCUGUUGUACUACGCGCUCUCAAACAUGGGAAGUGAUGCUGAAGGCAAGCGUCAUACUGGGAGAAGUGAUUCCGAACACCAAUUACCGAACGCUGCUGCUGAAGUCGAAGACGGGGGCUAGCCUCUGCUCUAUCGAGAAGCUCUUCGGGUAUUUUGCAUCUUACGAUAGAAUGUACAAGAUCCUGACGUCAUCUUCGUUCGACAGCGGGAGCAUUUCUUAUAAUAAAAUUUCCCGUCAACUUCGGCUCAGUUUUCCCAGAGGUUUUGACGUUCCAAGAAGGGCUCUCCUAAUGGCUAGUGCUAUCGUUUUGUUAUACCAAAUAGAGGAAGAGGACCAUGAACUGGUAGUACAACGAGGACGAGUAAUUAGACGUGGAGUUGGAGUGGGAGGAGAUGGAGAUGGAAAUGGAUUUGGAGGAGCAGCAGGAGGAGUCGACUGGAAGGCAGGAGUAGUGGUAGGAGGAGUGGAGGAUGAGGAGGAGGAUAGGGAGAAGGAGCGGGAGGAGGUGAUGGCAGUGUUUACUACGUAA